Molecule: messenger RNA, 1208 nt
Organism: Drosophila sulfurigaster albostrigata
Lineage: Eukaryota; Metazoa; Arthropoda; Insecta; Diptera; Drosophilidae
Product: lysosome-associated membrane glycoprotein 5
Cellular component (GO): membrane
Source: RefSeq, a predicted model, not a curated record
UGGAGGAAUAUUUAUGGCCCCCAUUGUGCAGACAUUAAAAAAUAGUCGCAUUUUUGGAAGAGAACUCGAGCGACUGCGCCCUAAAUUGUCAACUGAAAGCGAGAGUUGAAUUUGUGGCAAAGUGGAGAGCCGAGUCGAGAGCCGAAAUAAAACGAACCGAGAGGAUACGUCAAGGAAGGACAUACUGCGAUAGGGCACAGUUGUGCGCAGGACUCAAAGCGAGACACACGUCGUUGUUGGCCAAUUUGGGACGAAGGGAUUACGCUACGUCAAAAUUCACCCAAGAAGACAGCAUUGAAUUUUGUAAUCAAUUCAAAUAAUGAAAAUGUUGCAAAUAUUUGGUAAAAAAUUGACAAAUGGAUUUGAUUGCAAAGUAAUUGGUUGCCUGUUGCUCGCAUUAUUCGUGGCCAGCGCUCAAGGACUGAAGCUGCCCGCGUUUACAACCAAAACUCCGAGAGUGUCCAAAUACACGACCAAAUCGCCAUCAGCUUCGUCGCAAAAUCACGAUGCGAUCACAUCGCUGUAUCGCUUGAAUGCCACCAAUGGCAUCACCUGUAUUUUGAUGCAGGUGGAUGGCUUGAUUAGUGUGCGAUAUCGCAACAAGCUAAAUGAGGAUGUCGAGGGCGAUUUGUAUAUGCCAGAUCAUCCGGUGCUCAGUGGCGAGUGUGUCGAGUCCAAUUUGGAGAUAAUGACCAUGGAGUUCAAGGGUUUCAAGCUGUCCAUGACAUUUAAAAAGUCAUCGGGCGGCGAGGGCUGGUACAUCAAUCUCUUCGAGUUGAGCUACUCAUCAUCGAAUCCGCUCUUCGAGCAUCCCGAUCGUCCCAAUCUGAAUGUCAAGCUUACUUCGCCCGCCCACACGCCCAUGUAUUUCCCCACACCGGUGGGCAAGUCCUAUGUCUGCGAUAAGGAACAAACUGUCAUCCUCUAUGCUCCACACGAUUCGGGCGACCAGUCGGGCCACAUUGCACGCAUCUAUUUGCGCGACUUGCACAUGCAGAGCUUCAUGUUCAAGGACAGCGGCAAGUGGGGACCAUCGUUCCAUUGUAGUGCCACUGGAUCCUAUCGCGAUGAGACGGCUCCCCUCGCUGUUGGCACUGCGUUGGCCAUUGCAGUGCUCCUGACCAUUUCCGGCUAUGGCGGCUGGCGAUAUUUCAAAGUCAAGAAGGUGCAAUACGGUUCAAUGGAGUAAAAGAUUGGAAAUUGGAAAA